AUGUGUCACGCUCGCUGCUUUGGCUCUCGUCUGCCUCACCUGCCUUGCGCUGGUGCCAGUUUGGAAAUUAGAUUAAUAGAGACCUUCUUGUCAAUGACAAUGCUGUGGUCAAAACUCGCUGCCGUUCUGCCUCCUAAUGAGGAUGAGUUUCUCCUGCAAUCCUCUGACAAAGUAGACUCAAGUGUGGUGGAAAUGCUCACACGGUGCAGGCAGCAGCUGUACAAUGACACCACGAGUGACCGGCUUUUGCUCACGGCGCAGAUCAUUUUGGACUUUUCCUGGGAGAAACUCAACACUGGCACUUGGAGAGAUGUGGACAAAGAGUGGAGACGGGUGUAUUCCUAUGGAUGUCUGUUUAAAGUGGCCGCGCUUUGUCGUCAAGAGCCAACCAAAGACGAGCUGCAGCAGGCUGUCAAGAUCUGUGACAUGGCUUUACUUAUGGGAGCUGCCAUAAUGAAUGAUAUACUUCAAAGUCUUGUCAAAAUACUGCAAAGCGAAAUUAGGAUAAACACCCCAGAAGAAAGUGACAACAACCAAGUUCAUGCCAAGAGACUGAAGAUUGACUUGCCACAGUGCCCACGCAUUCCUGUGAUCAAAGACGACUUGGCAAUUCCCAGAGUAAAGUGUCCAUCGCUGGAGAGCUUUAAGUCCAACUACCUCCUCCCACUAAAACCUGUUAUUUUGGAGGGCACUAUUGACCACUGGCCUGCGCUUAAUUAUCAUCCCUGGAGCAUAGAUUACCUGCGCAGUGUUGCCGGCUGCAGAACCGUUCCUGUGGAAGUGGGAUCCCGAUACACUGACGAAGAGUGGUCUCAAACUCUCACUACGGUCAAUGAAUUCAUUGAUAAGUUCAUUUUAAACAAAGAUCAAGGGAAAGGUGUGGGUUAUCUCGCUCAGCACCAGCUUUUUGAUCAGAUCCCGGAGCUGAAGGAGGACAUCCGCGUCCCUGAUUACUGUUGCCUUGGCGACACAGAGGAGGAGCACAUCACGGUGAACGCGUGGUUUGGACCCAGAGGCACGGUUUCGCCGCUGCACCAGGACCCGCAGCAAAACUUCUUGGCGCAGGUGGUGGGAAGCAAAUACAUUCGCCUUUACUCCCCGGAGCACACAGACAACCUCUACCCUCAUCCAUCAUCGCUGCUCCACAAUACCAGUCAGGUGGAUGUGGAAAACCCUGAUAUGGAGCGGUUCCCUGAGUUUGCAAAGGCGCCGUAUCUCGAAUGUGUGCUGCGGCCGGGAGACGUGCUGUUCAUCCCUGUCCAACACUGGCACUAUGUCCGCUCGCUCCAACUCAGCUUCUCUGUCAGCUUCUGGUGGACAUAA
Molecule: messenger RNA, 1323 nt
Organism: Knipowitschia caucasica
Lineage: Eukaryota; Metazoa; Chordata; Actinopteri; Gobiiformes; Gobiidae
Source: the annotation of a GenBank genome assembly